AGCAACAUAAACUCAACGCACAAAAAUUUACAGCAAAUUUGAUAGAAAAAAUCGAAACCCAGAAAAGAGCAAUGUUAGAGAGCAGAUUAAUUUCACUUCUGAGGCAAAACAAAGAUUUGGGUGUCAAGAUUUCGUCGAAUCUUGGAAAAUGGGGCUUUACAGCAGCCAAAAUUUCAAAUGAAGCUUCAUUUUCGACAUUGAAUCAGUAUAGGCUUUUAUCUUCUCUUCCAAAGCUUGCUCCUUCUAGCAGAAACUUUGUUAGAAGGACCUUUGUUAACUAUGGUUUAAGAUCUUUUCAUCAUCUUAAUCACAAGGGUGUGCAUAGAACGUCUUUCAGAAAAAUUUCCACGGUGGCUGCUUCUGCAGCUGAAAACAAGGAGGGACUGAAGUUCCUUGUAACUGCUGGACCCCAUGCCCGGAAAAUGGUCGGCAUAUGGCUUUUUACAUCUGCUGCUUGGGUCUUCAGUAUGGUUGUGCUUGGUGGUAUCACACGGCUGACACGUUCUGGUCUAUCAAUGACGGACUGGAAAUUUACUGGGAGCCUUCCUCCUCUAACAGAUGAAGAUUGGUUGGUUGAAUUUGAGAAGUACAAGCAAUCCCCAGAAUACAAAUGUGUGAACAAGGGGAUGAACAUUGAGGAUUUCAAGUUCAUAUAUUGGAUGGAAUAUGCACACAGAAUGUGGGGAAGGGCCCUUGGUAUAAUGUUUGCACUCCCAUUCUCAUAUUUUCUCCGUAAGGGAUACAUAACAGUAAGACUUGGAUUUAGACUCUCUGGACUCUUUGCUCUUGGUGCUGGACAGGGGCUCAUAGGUUGGUGGAUGGUGAAAAGUGGUUUAGAGGAGCCAGCAUCUGAGUAUGUUGAACCAAGAGUUAGCCCCUACCGCCUUGCAGCUCAUCUUACCUCCGCAUUUGCUAUUUAUUGCGGACUCUUUUGGACAGCUCUUUCUGUUGUUAUGCCUGAACCUCCUGCUGAAUCACUUGCCUGUGUUCGUGGGGCUGCAAAAGUUAAGCGGCUUGCACUUCCUGUGGGUAUCCUUGUUGGAAUUACUGCUAUCUCUGGAGCUUUUGUUGCUGGAAAUGACGCUGGCCGGGCAUUCAAUACUUUUCCAAAGAUGGGAGAUACAUGGAUUCCAGAUGAUAUCUUUAGUAUGAAGCCUCUUAUCCGCAACUUCUUUGAGAAUACUUCAACAGUUCAGCUUGAUCAUCGUAUACUUGCCACUGCUACUUUAGCUGCAAUAGGCGGAUUAUGGUUGUCAGCCAGAAAGCUGGAUAUGCAUCCUGCAGUACGACAUUUAAUUGGAAGCACCAUGGGCAUGGCGGCUCUGCAGGUUACAUUGGGCAUAUCUACUCUUCUUUCCUAUGUCCCAGUUUCUCUAGGAACUGCUCAUCAGGCAGGAGCAUUGACUCUUUUAACAUUCAUGAUUUUGCUCAAUCACACUGUACGACGACAUUCUCCAUCACUUCUGAAGACAUUACCUUCUGUCACGAAAAUGGUCUGAUGAUAUUGAUACCGUUUACUUCUUAUAGAGCAUCGACAUUGUUAGGCAUUUUAAAUUUUGAAAUAGUGCAUUUUUUUUCUGCCCUUAUUCUCAUAUGUUCUUGUGAAAUUUAGAAUGAUUAAUCUUGUAAAGAACCUGUAAUCUUGUACUUUUGUCUAUGCUCAUUCAAUGAGUUUUAAGAAAAUCAACUUUAACAGAGUGGGGGAAAGGAAAAUUCCUCCUUGUUGA
Solanum tuberosum (potato) is the source of this 1727-nucleotide messenger RNA. RefSeq names its product cytochrome c oxidase assembly protein COX15. The coding region runs from base 72 to 1499 and encodes 475 amino acids. Gene Ontology annotation, biological process: heme A biosynthetic process. Gene Ontology annotation, molecular function: oxidoreductase activity, acting on NAD(P)H, heme protein as acceptor. Lineage: Eukaryota; Viridiplantae; Streptophyta; Magnoliopsida; Solanales; Solanaceae. The record is from RefSeq and is a predicted model, not a curated record. The transcript has 7 exons. Gene Ontology annotation, cellular component: mitochondrial inner membrane.